Ricinus communis (castor bean) is the source of this 1220-nucleotide messenger RNA. RefSeq lists its product as uncharacterized. The coding region runs from base 579 to 953 and encodes 124 amino acids. Lineage: Eukaryota; Viridiplantae; Streptophyta; Magnoliopsida; Malpighiales; Euphorbiaceae. The record is from RefSeq and is a predicted model, not a curated record. The transcript has a single exon.
CUUUUUUUAAGAAAAAGAAAACAUCAAUAUCAAAAGUUAUUCUCUGUUGCAACCCUUGUCCUGUCUCCAUAUCUUUACUUCCAACUUUCUUAUUUGCACUUCACACAAAGGUGAAAAGAGAAUGUUCAAAGCUUUAAAAAGAAAUAUAUAAAAAGAAAAGAAAAGAAAAGAUCCCAUCAAAUAAGGCACAUCUUCUCCAAAGCUAUAGCAAGCUCAUGGGGACAAGCCGACAGAGCAUCACCUAUCCUUUUAUUCCUCUUUUAAAACCAUUCCAAGAACUACCUUCCACUCUAUUUUGGAUUUUCUUUCCUGCCCUUUUAUACUUAUGAGGUCCUUUGGCCUCUAUCCUCACUUCCACCAACCCGGACUUAGUAGGUUUGCCACACAACCUUGCCUUCUUGGACUUAGUGACUCAGCUGCCGAUUCUACUUUUGCUUUGACAUCAUCCAGAAUCUAUCUAUUUGAGGGCUGUUAUUUGAGUGCCCAUCCUACAAACAUGCCCUAUAUAUAAGGAAUACACAAAUCCAAGGCCUCACCAAAAGAUCACUCCUAUCACUCUCCUUCGCAGACAACCAUCCAUGGGUAGGCAAAACUGUGAUCCCACCAGCAUCCAUUCCUCCAUUGCCCUUCUACAAGAGAGGUUUAGGCAGUUGGAGCGUGCUAAGGAGAUGAGGCAGCAAAGGGAGCUGCUACGGCUGUUCUCUGAAGCAGAGCAAGUCAAACCACCCAAAGCUUUUGAGCAAUCUAGGCCCUUUUUUCACUCUGAAUUGGUCCUUCCACUUGGGCAACCACUCCAAGACAGCCUCUACCUCCAGCCAAACAUGCAGAAUAGGCAUGCUGAACUCCAGAUCAAUGAGACUCCAAAUUCGGUGGAUUUAUGGUCCAAAAACACUGUCAUGCACAUUACAAAUAACUUUGAUGAAUCAGAUGUUGAUACCUCACUUCAUCUCUGAAAAAAAUUUUACAAUGUUAGCAUCUCCCGCAUUCUUGUUCUUUUGUUUUGUUUCUCAAGUCCUUUUCACUGCUUUAAUGGAGCUGUAAAAAUAGAUAGAUAGAUAUAGAGAGGAGAGAGAGAGAGAGAGAGAGAGAGAGAGAAAGAGAGAGAGACAACUACUGUCUACCAGGACUCUCAUUGUCAUCUUCAUGUUCAGCUAUUACAUUGGAAUCAGACAGACCAUGCUCUGGUCUCUUUUGGAAUGAAUCCUCAUCAUAUUCAGUAA